Myxozyma melibiosi is the source of this 1616-nucleotide messenger RNA. RefSeq lists its product as uncharacterized. NCBI's taxonomy places the organism in Eukaryota, Fungi, Ascomycota, Lipomycetes, Lipomycetales, Lipomycetaceae. Bases 204 to 1358 code for a protein of 384 amino acids. The record is from RefSeq and is a predicted model, not a curated record. The transcript has a single exon.
ACGAUUAGCUAUCCUACUUCCUACUGUAUCAGCCAUACUGCAUUGAAUUGUAGUGAAAUCUACUAGCACUAGAAUUGUUCAUAAUGUUUAGGUUACCAGAGCUGACGGCGGUCUGCAGUCGCGGAUCUGGAGACUGAGGCACCGCUUGACCUCUCCUCCACGGUCAUGAUCCCGCGAUCCUAAUCCUUGUCCCAGCUCAACAGAUGUUCACCUCGCUCGUAUCUGACUAUGCAGGGAAUUUGACCUGCUCUCCGCUGCUAGUGAAAGGCCACGUGGGUGCCGAACAUAAUUAUCAGCAAGGGCCGAGGAACAAGGACGGAACAAGGCACAACGAGCAAACAAGGCACAACGAGCAACAAGCACAACGAGCAACAACACAACGAGCCACAAGCACAAGGAGCAAGAGGAACAACGAGCGAGAUGAAUAUAUAAGGCCGGCUCUCCCCCCAAUCCCCCUCUUUUUUUUUUCUUCCUCCAACAUUACAUUCCCACCCGUGAUACUAUCUUUCAACAUGACAGCUUUUAUCACUCACCGAGCCACCCGUAUCCGCGAAGCGAUCAUGGCCAGAGCAUUUCGACACAAGAAGGUCGAGGACGAAGACGACACCCCCAAGGGUUACUUCGCCCCCUUCUUCAGCUCUAGCUUCUGCGAGGACCGCGUCUACUUCGAUUCCUGGAAGAUGGUCCUCCUUCGCACGACCGCCUACCCGCACACGCUGGAGAAAGGCACCGAAUAUGCCACCGUGCGCGCGCUAGUUCGGUCGUCGUUCAUCCCGACGCCGAUUCCGCUCCGCAACGGACACUUCUCCGGCGUCGAAACCGGAACGCACUGGCUCUACACUGAUCGACUGGCCCACGUUGGAGCGGCCCCUUUGCAGUACGAUCAGCUCACUGAGAUCUCGAAUCUCUCGCACGUCCACCGGAUUAACCUCAAAGGACUCGACUGGAACAUCAAGAUCCCUCGAAUGCGCAAGGCGCAGCGGAAAGCCUGCCAGACCGUCAUGCUUGCCCUGCUUGGCGAGGGAGAAAACCCGUUCACCAACGGCGACUUUGGCAAGGAGAAUUUUCAAAUGUUCAUCGACGUCCUCGUCUCGCCCCUGUAUUUCUACUGCCCGCUAUACUCCAAGCGCCUAGGCCUGACCGAGCAGGACAUCACCGCCUACGUCAUCUUCCUCAACACGCUCAAGGACUACUUUUCGCACUACACGACGCUCGACUGCGCUCGUGAGUUUAGCGCGAUCGAGAAAUUGGCGGAAGUUAUCUGGCUUGAAAUGUUCGACGACCCGGUCCGGAGGGUUUUCGAAGCGCUCGCAAAGGACGCGCAGAUGGUUUUUAAGUUGCUGAUGAUUGAGGAUUGAGGAUGAAUCACCAGUCGAGGCAGCACACCCAGAGCAACAUCACAGAACGGACACCACAGACAGAAUAUAACAGACAGAAUCCCACAGAAUAUCACAGAAAGAACAGACAGUCCCACUCAACAAAAAUUACAAAAAAACUUGAAAAUCACAAAAAAUCAAAAAAGAAGGCGCUUGGGAGUUGAUUUUAUUCUUCAUUUUCUUUUACUAUCCCGAUACUUUUGAGAACCCACAAAAUCAUCUUUUUUAUAUUUUAUAUUA